UUUUUCUGUCUGGUCUUUUCAGGCACAGGAAGUCAUAUAUUUUUGGGUUAUACUGCUAAUCUGUUAAGUGUUACUAAACCCAGGACCCUGCAUUCACUGUAUCUGGACUCACACAGAUUCUGCAUUCACUAUAUCUGGUCUCCCACAGUACACAGAACAUGGACAUGCAAUUAUUUUAGUAAAUAUAAACUGCUAAAUACCUUUUUCUCAUCAGCAGGACUUAGAAGUCUUUUGACUUCUAUUAGUGUCCAGCCAAGCACUGCUUCAAGCUUGUAGGAGUUUUCAUUCUCCCCU
Molecule: messenger RNA, 294 nt
Organism: Staurois parvus
Lineage: Eukaryota; Metazoa; Chordata; Amphibia; Anura; Ranidae
Source: the annotation of a GenBank genome assembly